Glycine soja is the source of this 1815-nucleotide messenger RNA. Its product is annotated as probable glucan 1,3-beta-glucosidase A. Bases 36 to 1559 code for a protein of 507 amino acids. The transcript is spliced from 8 exons. Lineage: Eukaryota; Viridiplantae; Streptophyta; Magnoliopsida; Fabales; Fabaceae. Gene Ontology annotation, biological process: cell migration; establishment or maintenance of cell polarity; actin filament bundle assembly. The record is from RefSeq and is a predicted model, not a curated record. Gene Ontology annotation, molecular function: hydrolase activity, hydrolyzing O-glycosyl compounds; actin filament binding. Gene Ontology annotation, cellular component: actin cytoskeleton; cytoplasm.
UCAUCCCUAUAUAACUGCUUGUCCUCAUUUCUAAGAUGGCAAGUGAAGAGGAUGAGAAAAAGAUGGAACUGGAACAUGUGACCAGCUUGUCAAGAAGAGAUCAUGAAAGACCAAAUCCCUUUUUUCGAGUGAGAGCAGUUAGCUUGGGUGGUUGGUUGGUUACUGAAGGUUGGAUCAAACCUUCUCUCUUCGAUGGCAUUCCAAACAAAGACUUAUUGGAUGGAACUAGUCUUCGGUUCAAGUCUGUGUCAACAGGGAAAUAUCUAUGUGCCAAGUCUGGAGGGGGAAAUGUCCUACUUGCGAACGGCACAGGUGCUUCAACGGCUUGGGAAACAAUUACAUUGUGGAGGAUAAACGAAGAUACUUUCAGACUCAGGGUGUUCAACAAACAGUUUGUGGGGUUAGAUGGGAUUAACGUUGUUGCUGUUUCCGAUACUCCCAUCCAUUCUGACACGUUUCGAAUAGUAAAAGAAAGUGACAGUUCAAGUCGUGUUCGAAUCAAAGCACCCAAUGGGCACUUUAUGCAGGCAAAGACAGAGGAGCUGGUGAUUGCUGAUGUUUCCAAUGCUAACGGAUGGGGAGAUGAUGACCCAACCAUCUUUGAGAUGACAAUCGUUGCAACCUUACAAGGGGAAUUCCAAUUGACAAAUGGCUAUGGGCCAAAUAAAGCUCCGGAAAUUAUGAAGGAACAUUGGAACACUUUUAUUGUUGAAGAUGAUUUCAAGUUCAUGAAGAGUCAUGGAUUAGAUGCUGCUAGAAUUCCCGUUGGCUGGUGGAUAGCAAGUGAUCCAUAUCCACCCCCACCUUAUGUCGGGGGUUCCUUGCACGCAUUAGACAAUGCCUUCAAGUGGGCACAGAAACAUGGAUUGAAAAUCAUUAUCGAUCUUCAUGCUGCACCCGGCUCACAAAAUGGCUUUGACAGCAGCUCUACAAGAGAUGGUUCUCUAGAGUGGGGAAAAACAUAUGAAAACAUCAAGCAAACAGUUUACGUUAUAGACUUCCUAACUGCCAGGUAUGCAAAAAACCCGAGCCUUUACGCAGUUGAGCUCUUAAACGAGCCUUUGUUUCCUAACGUGACUCUAGAGAGCUUGACCAAGUACUACAAUGAUGCUUACAAUGCAGUGCGCAGGCACUCUUCCACAGCUUAUGUGGUGUUAUCAAAUAGGUUGGAUCUCUCAAGUCAACUAGAAAUCCCAAACACCAAGGAACUCUUCCCUCUUGCCACAGGCCUUAGGCGAUGUGUGAUUGAUGUCCACUACUACAAUCUCUAUUAUGAUAUAUUUGAAGACAUGAAUGCGCAAGAGAACAUUGAUUUCAUCUACAAAGUCCGUUCAUCACAGUUGGAUAAUAUUACAACCGUAGAUGGUCCUCUCACUUUCGUGGGUGAAUGGACUGCUGAGUGGAAGGUUGAAGGGGCUACCAAAAAGGAUUAUCAAAGAUUUGUCAAGGCUGAAUUAGAUGUUUUUGGGCGAGCAACAUUUGGGUGGUGUUAUUGGACACUCAAGAACGUCAAUAAUCAUUGGAGUUUGGAAUGGAUGAUCAAGAAUGGCUACAUUUAAGUUUUAAAAAAAUUCCUCUUGCCGUGUGCACCCUCUAUUCCUAUCAUAUUAUGCCCUUUUAAUAUUUCUCAAUAUCAAUUAUGAUAUUGAUAUCAUAAUUAAUGUCUACGUAUAGAUCUUUAACGUUCUUCACUUCCGGAAAGGCAGAAAUAUCAAAGUUGUAGACCCUUUCAUUAGUGAAAACGGUUCAAAAUAAUGAAAGUCUCUUCUCUGUUUUUAACAUAACAUAAAAUAAUGUUAUUACACGCAUAACACU